Messenger RNA from Lutra lutra (Eurasian river otter), 11423 nucleotides. RefSeq names its product solute carrier family 1 member 2 (gene SLC1A2). Gene Ontology annotation, biological process: L-glutamate transmembrane transport. Lineage: Eukaryota; Metazoa; Chordata; Mammalia; Carnivora; Mustelidae. The record is from RefSeq and is a predicted model, not a curated record. Gene Ontology annotation, molecular function: L-glutamate transmembrane transporter activity; glutamate:sodium symporter activity; neutral L-amino acid transmembrane transporter activity. Gene Ontology annotation, cellular component: plasma membrane. The transcript has 11 exons. Bases 344 to 2038 code for a protein of 564 amino acids.
GGAGAGCCAUCGGCUCACACGGCUCUAUCCUUUAUUUUUUACUUUUCGUUUUGGCUCACCUAUGCUGCUGUUGAUGCAGAGGAGAAAGAAAAGGUUACUGAUGCAACAGAAUUGACUGGAGGAAAGGGAAAGAGGGAGACAGACACCAGGCUUGUUCCCACGGUGUUCGCAGCUUGGUAUAGACCUGAACUAGGAUGUGUCAAGAGAUCAGACCAGUCCAGGGAGCCGCAAAGAUUAGCUGGGAUUUAAAAUAAAACUCUUUAACAGGAGGUCACCUAGAAUAACGCUCACGUAUGUAUCCGUGAAGAGGCCUGCGGACCAUAUCCGGAGAAGUGCCAACAACAUGCCCAAGCAGGUGGAAGUCCGAAUGCACGACAGCCAUCUCAGCUCAGAGGAGCCCAAGCAGCGACACCUCGGCCUGCGUCUGUGUGACAAGCUGGGAAAGAAUCUCCUGCUCACUCUGACCGUGUUUGGUGUCAUCCUGGGGGCAGUGUGUGGAGGCCUUCUUCGCUUGGCAUCUCCUCUCCACCCUGAUGUGGUCAUGUUAAUAGCCUUUCCAGGGGAUAUACUCAUGAGGAUGUUAAAAAUGCUUAUCCUGCCUCUCAUCAUCUCCAGCUUAAUCACAGGGUUGUCGGGCCUGGAUGCUAAAGCCAGUGGGCGCCUGGGGACGAGAGCCAUGGUGUAUUACAUGUCCACAACCAUCAUUGCUGCGGUACUGGGGGUCAUCCUGGUCUUGGCGAUCCACCCAGGAAAUCCCAAACUCAAGAAGCAGCUGGGGCCAGGGAAGAAGAAUGAUGAAGUGUCCAGCCUGGAUGCCUUCCUGGACCUUAUUCGCAAUCUCUUUCCUGAAAACCUGGUCCAGGCCUGUUUUCAACAGAUUCAAACGGUGACCAAGAAAGUCUUGGUGCCACCUCCAUCAGACGAGGGCAAUGCCACCAAUGCUGUCAUCUCCUUGUUGAAUGAGACUGUGACAGAGGCACCUGAGGAAGCGAAGGUGGUUAUCAAGAAGGGCCUGGAGUUCAAGGACGGCAUGAAUGUCUUAGGUCUGAUAGGGUUUUUCAUCGCUUUUGGCAUCGCCAUGGGGAAGAUGGGCGAGCAGGCCAAGCUGAUGGUGGAAUUCUUCAACAUUUUGAAUGAGAUUGUAAUGAAGUUAGUGAUCAUGAUCAUGUGGUACUCUCCCCUGGGUAUCGCCUGCCUAAUCUGUGGGAAGAUCAUUGCCAUCAAGGACUUGGAAGUGGUUGCUAGGCAACUGGGGAUGUACAUGAUCACGGUGAUCGUGGGCCUCAUCAUCCAUGGGGGCAUCUUUCUCCCCUUGAUUUACUUUGUAGUCACCAGGAAAAACCCUUUCUCCUUUUUUGCUGGCAUUUUCCAAGCUUGGAUCACUGCCCUGGGUACCGCUUCCAGUGCUGGAACUUUACCUGUUACCUUCCGUUGCCUGGAAGAAAAUCUGGGAAUCGAUAAGCGCGUGACCAGAUUUGUCCUCCCAGUCGGAGCAACCAUCAACAUGGAUGGCACAGCCCUUUAUGAAGCGGUGGCCGCCAUCUUUAUUGCCCAGAUGAAUGGUGUUAUCCUGGAUGGAGGCCAGAUUGUGACUGUGAGCCUCACGGCCACGCUGGCCAGCGUCGGUGCGGCCAGUAUCCCCAGUGCGGGCCUCGUCACCAUGCUCCUCAUCCUGACGGCUGUGGGCCUGCCGACGGAGGACAUCAGCCUGCUGGUGGCCGUGGACUGGCUUCUGGACAGGAUGAGAACUUCAGUCAAUGUUGUGGGGGACUCUUUUGGGGCUGGGAUUGUCUAUCACCUCUCCAAGUCUGAGCUGGAUACUAUUGACUCCCAGCAUCGAGUGCAUGAAGAUAUUGAAAUGACCAAGACUCAGUCCAUUUAUGACGACGCGAAGAACCACAGGGAAAGCAACUCUAAUCAAUGUGUCUAUGCCGCACACAACUCUGUCAUAGUAGAUGAGUGCAAGGUGACUCUGGCAGCCAACGGAAAGUCCGCUGAUGGCGGAGUCGAGGAAGAGCCGUGGAAACGUGAAAAAUAAGGACAUGACUCUCAGCAAAGUUUUGAACAAACUCCCCAGCGUAUCUUAUGGUAAAAAGAGAAUAUAAACAAGCUGUCUUAAAAAGGAAAAAAAAAAAAGCAUCUAUUUCUGUGUUUACUUAAUCUGCUAGCCGAGGCUUCAAGGAUCUGUCGUGAGUCAGUGAUAGGCGCAGUGCGGUGUCUUUGCCAAGUGAUGCUUUGUAAAUGCCUCAUUUUCUCACCUGUGUUAUUGUCUGAACGGAGGCUGCUGGAGGAAUCCCUUUGAAUUGAAGACGCAUUCUGGCCAGCUUCCCUUUACUCUCUAAAUGUAGAGCUGCGGAUCCUCUUUUCCCAGGGGACACGACUAAAGCAUGUGGUGCAUCCUGGGGACUUGGGAUAAAGAGCAGACACUCAGUGUGUGAUUCCUUCAGGUGUCGUCCCUGCUUCUGCUUUAGUACACGCAAGAGAUUCUGUUAGAAGCCUCUAGACGUAAUUCUCUUGAAAUGGCUUAGGGGUGGCUCAUGUGUUAAUUAAAAGCAAACCCCUGUCUUCGGGAACUCUGAGAAUCUACCUUCUGUAUACUCUUUCAGUUAAAUAUUUCAAAGAGAAUGGUAGUGGGAACCGUGCUCUUCAAGGCGGCCGAUUACGGAACCCACUGAGUUUCUGCUCUGCCAUAUCUAGUCCUGGGAAAUCAUUACUGAAAUUUCAAAGGAGGUCUCAUAAUUUGCUUUCAAUGAUGAUAAUGAAUUAGGAUGUAAUCUGCGUAGCGCUGCUGUGCAUGUGGACAAACGUGAGAGAGCACAGCCAACGUCAACUUUAACCAGAGUCAAAUGUUCCAAUUCAGUUGGCAUUCACCGGGCAGAGAGAAAUUGAGUGAGAUGAUUUGAUCGAUGCUUUACUUUCUUUGUUCCAGCCGUAAAAUUCUUUUUUGUAUUUCUAACCAAAAAAAAAAAAAAAAGACAUUUUUAAUCGCAAAUUAUUUCAGUCACAAUCUCAUUAACCUAGAAGGCCUAACCAUUCCACUCUCCUCACGGGUAGAGAGGACAGUUACGCUGGCUGUGCCGCCUUUAAGACCAUCUCUCGAUAAAAACAAAACACUGUCCAUGAUCUAGCACAUAGAGAGCUUUCUCUUGUAUUCUCUCAAAGCACUUGAAUCUAGUUACAGGGCACAGUUGAAAGCAGAGUCAAUCUGCUUUCCAGUCUUCUGUGUAGCAAGGAAUAGGAAACAAACCUGCAAAAUCCCAUAAAGGUGAUAUUCCUAUGGCAAAGUCAAGAUGGCCUUGAGCCAUGAAAUGGGAGCAGACAAUGGCUCCUCACAACUUCAAGAUGGCAUCUUCAAGGCUGUUACGGUUUGAGGAGUCAGUACUGUAAGGGGAUUAGCACCGUGCCUUGUAGGCCGUAGACACCCAACGAAUCCCAGUGGUGGAUUGUGUAGACUAAACUUGUCAGUUUCUCUACUAUCCUUUUCUGUUGAAUAACUCACAGUAUUUUCCUAAGGUUGCAGGCUCUGGGAGGUUGCUGGGAACUUGAACCUGAAUCACUGAGAAAUAAAUUACAUUUGACUGACUUCGAGGAGCGUGUAGAAACUUGGUCUAUAUGUAGGAGUCAGGUGGUCAUCAAAGACUGGCAGAUGGGUGCUGGGUACACACCAAGAGUUGUACUGUCCAAAUGCUCUGAGAAGAGGUUGUACAUAGACAUCAUGGACCCUUUAUUGCCCAUUCCUGGUGACUUUUCUCUUCCAAACCAGACACCUUCGAAACAUAUGAGAGACAUAAGAUUCCGAUUGCUUUUGUCUCUCAGACCCUUGUUAUUUUUGGAUAAGGACCACCGUUGAGCAGUAUUAAGCAGCUUUUUGCCUUUUUUUCUUUUUAGUGUCAUUGGUCUUCUUCAUUUUCAUUAGAUGAACAGUUAACUGGGUCACCAAGGAUGUGUGAAAUGCAGUAGUGGACAAUAAAUACACCCUUUAGAGCCGAUACUGUGGGUCAAGGGGACAGGUCCUGGAUUUAGCUGUGAAACUGUUAUGGAUUGUCUUUAAGUGGUACUCCCAAGAGCUUUGUGAUGGAGAAGAGAAGGAUCUAGAUGAGGCACCAAGGAGUUUGUGGGUUUUGCUGUUUAAGGCCAGCUUAGCUCUUGUAAAUGCUGACGUGUUUCUCAAAAGAGUGGUCUUGGGAUUGUCUCCCCAAGACUCUGCUUCAGUGUCUUCCUGCUUUGCUUUGUCUUCCUAGUUAUCCUAUAAAAUAUAUAAGGGGACAAUGUGUUCAGAAGAAGCAAGGUGUACAGCUUAACAAAACAUGUUUUUCUGGUUUUAGACUACCUGUAAUACAUUUCAUGAGAACGUACUUAGGAACUCACUUUCAUCUGGAAAUUCACAUCAUAUUACAAAUGAAUAAUCUGUUAAAGUCAGGACUAACCCGAAAAUCCAGGAUGUAUGUAGAGCUGACGUAUGACUGUGAUCUCUAUUUUUUUAGGUCUCGUUCAUUCUUCUUAUGCCAUGCCCACUAGGGCUUCCCUUGGCCAGCAUGAGUGCCAUAAACAGGACAAACAGAUCCAGAGUAUACCUCUAAGAACCCUUUUCUAAAUAAGAUACCCAUAAUCUUUCCGUUAUGUGCCCAGAUUUAUAUUAAUAGGUUCACCACAGUUGUAAAUGCUUGUAACAAUCCAUUAAUAUUUGAUGAUGCAUAAGUUAUAUACGGACACAGGAGGCCAGAUCCACACGCUACAUCCCAUAAGGUCUAUAAGUCAGGGCUUUGGCAACACCAUUUUGUUACAAACUCAUUCACUCUUUUUAGGAAUCCAAAUCAUUUUGAGAGAAAAAUCAAUUAAACAGACUUUCAUCCUCCCCUUUAUAAUUUUUGCCCACAGGAACCCAAGUAGAAUCACCAUUUGAUUACCAACUACAGUUCAAUGAGCCAAAUCCAAUCAGCAGGAAGAAUGGCUUCUCUCUCAAGCUAAGGCUUUACCGUAGGUCUUUGAGAAUAUGCCUCCCAUGCAGAGCAUCAAAGAAAUCAAGGCAGUCGUCUAGAUCACAGAGGUCCAGGUCUUCAGGUAAUAAGAUCUGAACCAUAUAGACAUCAGAUUCAGUUCUUUAUUUCCUACUGGGUGUGGAAACACAGCCUGUAGUCUUAUUGCCUAAAGAAGUUACCUUGUCCUUUAAAAGACAAUAUUCGCUUCUCCUCUGCAGUAUUGGUUGGCGGAAAGAAAGAGUGCCAAAUGCCUCAAUCUUGGAUUUAGACUUGUGGAAACUGAAAAAGGCUUAGGGGAAAUUCAAUUUAUGGGGAUAUGUAUUCCCGGUAGGAAAUCUCAGGAAUCCGAAUGACUGAGUAGAGGGCCUCAGGCCAUUUCCAACCUUGCAUGGGGAAGUAUGUCACUUGCAAGUGUAUCUAGUCAAGAAAAACUUUCAGGGUUGAGUAACUCAUCUACCCACUCCCUGAAAGGAAAUCCAAUCCUGCCAUGUUUUUGCAAAUACCACACUUCCUUUUGUUCCCAAAAGCAAACACUAUGACAAUAUUUUACUUUUGUCAGAAUCAAGGAAUCUAUCUGUGCUAUAGUUUCCCAUGAAAUAUAGCAGUAAGUCCGAACAGGUACACAAAUGCUCAGAGAGAAUUUUUCUAUGGUUCAGACCCUUGUUGGGAAGGUCUUCGUACCUCUUGCUUGGCUUGAUGGCCAAAAGUGCUCAGCAGUUAUACCCAAUGGAGGUGGCUCUUCUUCCCUGCUUUUUGAUUCUAGACAACCAUACAGUUGUCUAGGUUGCUGUUUUUGCCUUUCUUAUUCUCCAAAUAAGUUCAUCCCAAGGCAGGCAAAAGGACCAAGCAGAUUUUUUUUCAGUUAUCAUAAUACCCACUUGGAAUAUUAGGGUCACGCUAAGUGUCUUCUUCAUCCCCUUCACCUACUUCACCCAUCCCCCCACCCACCUCACCUCUGGCAACCGGUAGUUUGCUCUCUCUAUUUUUUCAUUUUGUCUUUUUAUCUUUGCUCCUUUGUUUUGUUUUUUAAAUUCCCCAUAUGAGUGAAGUCAUAUGGUAUUUGUUUCUGACUGGCUUAUUUCACUUAACUUUAUAUCCCCUCUGAGAACCUAAAAAGAGUAAGUUUAAGCAAAGAAGCUGAAGGAAUUCUGAAAUGAGAGUUUUGUCAAUCUAGUUGCCAGAAGUGAGUGGCCUCAGGAUCUCUGGUACUUUCUGGCUGAAAUCUAGAAUAAGGGCCAUCGAGUGCCAACCCGGGCAGACACCAUAGGCAGAUUGUUCUCUUUAGGUGAAGCGAGUCCAAAGCUGCUCAUGCUAUAGCUGCCCGUGGUUUUCCCAAAAGGAAAACCCAUGUUCCCGCUCUUCCUCCCCCUUUCUCAUUCCACCUGUCAUUGUUGCUGCUUGAGAGAUCAUUUAGUAAAACACCGCAUGCAUUAGGGCAAGGGUUGGUUCUAGAAAAGAUGACAAGGAAUCUUCUUUGAGUACUAUCUCAUUUCAUAGCAGAACACAGUGAAUUCACAUGAUGACACAGGGAGGAUGAGAAAUAAUGCCAUUGGAUACAACAAACAUUUGACUUAGACUCUGCCAAUGUUGGGCUGUGUAACUUAGACAAGUCACUUGAAGCCCAAGCCUCAUUCUGUCCCAUACCUAAAGCGAAGGGGUUGGAUUAGGCAAUUAAAACCCUCUUGGGGCCCUAAGAAUCCAUGAUAUUAUGAUCUCUGCUUGAAUUUCUUUUUUCAUAAGAGGCUUACUACUGUGAAAUAUGACUUGCUUAUAUUUUAAGUCAGAGUGGCCCACAAUACAGAAUAAUCAAUUUGGAUUUUUUUGUGUGUGUCCCCUUGGGACAAUAUUAAAUUCAAGUCUCUCUCUUCCUUUGAUGUUUUUCAACAAGCUUGGAAGAUGGCCACGUUAAUCUGUAGUUUGGUGUUCUGGGAUACAAACAGACAUCCUUUGACAAAACGGCCCUUGGCCUCACUCACUGUCUUAGUAGAAGUAGCCAUUCAGCUCAAAGAAGAGGGUUGCCAGGGAGGCAGGGGGAGUGUAAAGCCUCCCUCAGGGGCCGAGAAUGUUCCUGCUGUAGUAACAGAACCCACUCCAAGCCCAAAGCACACAGUUUUCUGCACACCGUCCUAACUGCCAACCCACUAUGGGACUUUGGGAACGUUUGGCAAAUAAACUUGAAUACUCUUAGGAGAUUUGGUGCAAGACUUACACACUAAUACCUUCCCUCCCUGCCCACACGCAGAUGCGCAUAGCCGAGCACAGGCUAAGCCUGGGCUAAGUCCCUUCUCUGCAGGGAUAUUUGAAUUCAUUUUCAAACGGUCCUCUUGGUUUGUUUUCAUUGUGGGCAUCCCAUCCCAGCUAGAGAAGCUCUAUCUUACAAGAGUGGAGUUGGGCUGGUUUCUAGGGUAGAUACAAGGCAUGGUCUGUCUGCAAGGUGCCGGCCACCAACAUGGAUUUGGAACACCCCCUUGUACUUUGUGGUACGGCUGCAAUGGCCUCCCAGUUUUGUCCUUGCUCUGUGCCCAUGCUUCUGCUAAAUAUGAAAUAGGUUUGGUAUUUGCUUGGUUGCCAAAGAAGCCCAAUUCUUUAGAAGUAAAUGUAGGACAGAAAGGACUGGGUCAAGGUUUUUGCUGUUGUUUGGUCUUCGAGUGCAGAAGGCCUGAGGCAAAGGCAGCAAGACAAAGGCUAGUUCUCCACUGACCCAUGGAAGAACCUAUAGACCAGCAAGAGAAGCCCGCACAUUCUUACUUGAUUCACUCAAAUUAUAUCCUAAAUUAUUACUCAUGGUUUUGUUCAUUUGUUUGUUUUGUUUUUCCCUAUGUCCAGCCUGGCUUCACCUUUCUACCUCCAGACCAAGUAUCUAUUUUGAGAUUUUUAGUCCUUCUGAUUGUCACACAGGCCCUUUUGUGCUGAGACUAUACCCUGCUACAGAAACAGACCCCACUGUUUUGCAGAGUCAACACAUGACUUAGAGCAUGGGUCAUCACAGGUCUCCAGUCUCUCCGAAGACACCCCCAAUCCCUGGGUGAGUGUUGGAACAUAACAGCUGACUGUGACCCUUGUCAUUCCCGGUGGAGACGGGAAUGAUGCCAUCAGGGCCUUGCCUCCGCUGGGGCUCUGCUUCUCUCCGUGGCAUCCAUUCAGCCUGCCUAGAAAUGGCCAUUGCCUCUGGUAGGAGAGAAUUGCACGCACUCACCAAGAAAGCUAGUCUAGCACAGCUCUGAGGUCUCUCGUGCACGCAGCGAAUCCUCUGAGAUGUGUGAUUGGAAAGCUGGCCCACUGGUUGCUUACUUACUACUCCAGGAGAGUAAUUGUCCUUACUAGGAACUCAACCUUGGGCAUCCAGAUCUUUCCAUAAAUCACCUUAACUUCCUCUCUUCUUCCUCCUCCCCCUGGGGAACCUCAGCAUUGCAUUCCCAUGUUGCACAACACAGAUCAGAUUAUCUGGUCGCUCUAGAGAUUUGUAUAUAAAAGACUACUUUUGUGAGGAUUUUUGUAUAUCGUUUUUCUAUUUGUUUUUUAUGGCUUAAGGAGAGAGCUGGCAAACUGUGAAUCUAAUUUGAUCUUGCUGCCAGCAGGUACGUUUUGGCUUCCUGGUAAGAACCGGUGUUACCAGGGACAACCCAUUGCCCUGUGAUCAGUGUCGCACCCAGCGAAAUUCCUCCAGCCCUGUGUUACAUUCUUUUUUAAAUGAAUCCCUGGACUUCUUUGCUAUUAUUUAUAAAGAGCAUGAGGAAAUGUAUUUAUAGUCCUGGAUAUUAUAUGUUUAAUAUUGAUUUAGCCUUUAAUAAUGUUAUAGGUUUGUAUCUAUUCUUCAUAAAUCACAGAGAGCUCAGUGUAGACUGAAUUAAUCUAUUUCGUAUCUGUAAUUUUGCAGACAGAUAUUUUCUUAUGGUAUUUUCUAUAUAACCACAUAGGUAGAAUUAUAACUAAUUAGAGCACAAGACAUUUCUACGGCAACUCAGAGCCUAUCAGUUGUUUCCUGAGCAUAUAACCGCGUUCAAAAAAUUUAAGAAUCCGGUCCUUCACGCCGCAUUGAACAAAAUGACCAUAAAGAAUGAGGAAUCGCUUCAGUCCCUUAGCUGGUUAAGAUACGCAUUUAAACAAUCAGUCUUUUAAACUUGAGGAAUGGUGCUAAUUCCUUGUUUUUCCAGCUAAGUGUUCAAAUUUCACCAAAGUAAGAAGAUGAAAAAUAAGGUGAUGAGCGUGGGAUCAUUUCUGUAUCAGAACUUCCCCUGCCUCCCCCCAACCAUUUAUGUCAAAAUUGGCUUCGGAAAACCUUGAGUAGAGAGCUUGAGGGUGAGUGCUAGGAAGCAACUCGGGACAGAUUUUUUGCAGUUCAUGCUUGCCAAGCAAAUUGCUAGUAAAUGUCAUACUGUUAUGUGAAUUGAGCACAUAUUUUUAAGAAAAAGGUUAUUAGUACUAGCUAUGAAGCAAUACCCUUAAUCACUGGGGCUGGAGGUGGGAGCUUAGAGUCACACUGAAAUAGUUUAGAAGGAGCCCAGGUAGAUUCUGUCCUCAGGUGAAUAACGAUCUAUGUAAUUCCCCCAAAAGGCAAAUCGAUAGCCACUGCGAAGACCAGGGGGUUUUCCUUCUGCCAAACACACUUUCUGAUAUGGUCGUAGCGUUAGUAUUUUUGCCAUGUUUAGAGAAGAUAGUCACCUCCAUAGAAAGUGUACUGGUAUGUAUUUGAAACUGUUCCUCAUUCAGCAAACAGAUGAGAAGUGCCCUCAACUGGCAAUGAUUGUAUCUGUGAUUUUCGAGUCCAGAGACUGUUCAAAGCAUGAAGUUCUUGUGUGUCUACAGUAACACUUGGUUCGCGCAUGAAGAACAGUGCCUGUGCACUUUGUGUAGCUAUAAUGUAGGUAUCUAUGUGUAAUUUCAGUGAAAUGGUGUAUAGAUGUAUUUUAAUUUAAUUUAAAUAUUAUUUUUAGCUUUUCAUCUAAAUGCGGUAGGCAUGUCAAUUGGAUGUUUUGGAAAACCCUACUUUUCCCUCUUAGAUAACUAGUGAAGCAAUUCUUCUCUUUUAAAUGUAAUCUAGGGGUAUGUAUCAGUGAAGAACUUCUCUAUGAAUCCUUUGUACCAAUGAUUGUGUGAAAGUCUGGGCAUCCAGCAUCUUUGUAAAUACGCAAUUCCAAGCAAGGGAAGGUUGGGUGUGUGUCAUGAUUCUUAGUGAAAGGUCAUCAGACAUUUGUCUAAUGCAUGGCAAAUACAGUUGCGGAGCUUCUGAUGAUCUAGGCCUAAGUCGGGGUAGAAUGAGGACACUUAUCUACAGCCCUCCUUUGCUUGGUGGAUUGGACUCAAGAAAGACAAAAAGUUAGCCUGCUUAUGUGCGUGCUCACAUCCUGUCCUUAGGUAAAGGUAUGCCUCUCUGGUUGCCAGAUACUGAUCAGGAUGCUCAUGACUUAGAGGUUCUGAAGAACCUUGUCCCCCUUGGUUUCUCGAGUCAUGUUAACUAACUGCCAUGUAGGCAAAACCCCAUAGAAGCACAGUUCUUGUAGUAAACUGUACAGAUGUCCAUAGAAAGAGCACUAGAGGCCCAAGAAUGGUCAGUAUAGAGCUUUGGGGUUACAAAAAGACAACUGAUGAGGCACAGAUCUCACAGACGUGAAGGGAGUAUAACCUCCACCUUGUAGGCUCUGUGUGCAUGUUUUGAGUGAUUGGAGAUGAGAUAACUAAUGCAAAUAUCCACUUGCCUCCUAAAACACACAUUCUGUCUCAUGAUCACUACCUGGAAUGCUGUAGCAUCGAGUUCCCGUGACCCCUUUCUCCUCCCCAAGGACAGAGGAAAAUGGCCGUGCACAGUUGGGAACAUCAGGUGCCUCUGUCUUUCACAAAAAGGGCAGGGUGGGGGGAAGCCUGCACAAUCCCGUGAGGGCACAAAGCACAUUAAUUUUCAGUGGCUUUUCCAGUGAUUGGAGUGAGGGGGUAUGGAUGGCAGAACAGGCACAUUUUUCCUGGAAAAUGUGGCCUCUUCAACUCCUGUCAGAUUCCGGGUGGAAACCCUACUGAAGGAAAGCCAGCCUUUAGGUAGGGUUUCCUCAGAAGGUUCUUGUGUGUCCAGAAUGGAAGAUAAGAAUAACUGUUUCCCUCAACUUCACCAUCCCCAUUGGUCUAAAGUCAUGUAGCCCAGAGCACUGAUAGCACAUAGGUGUUUAAAGACUAAUGAAUGAAAACAGAUAAAAAUUUCAACUAAUUUCGGGGAUAUUUCUUCAAUAUGAUACUAGGAGAUGCCUCGUUGGCAAAGCACAUCUGGGGUAGUUGAGAUCUUUCAUUUUCACCUUGAGCUUUCUUACCAUGUGGACUGAUUACUGUUAACAUUUCAUGUGUAAAAUAACUGGAUAUUCUUUAUAUUCUGGAAGCAAUCUGUGAAUCCAAUAUUUCACUAAGUGUUUUAACUUUUGUGUAUAUAUCUCUCACCAAUAAAUGUGCAUUCUGAUUUCU